AUGAGUUAUGUUUAUCCAGUACUCAUAUUUGGAGCCGGAACACUAGGAUGCAAUAUCGCAAGGUGUUUGAUGGGAUGGGGAGUCAAAAAGAUCACAUUUGUGGAUAAUUCGUCAGUGAGCUACAGUAACCCGGUGCGGCAGUCGCUAUCAGAAUUUGAAGAUGCUCGAGAAUCUCGGGGCAAAGCUGAAACAGCGGCAGCUGCUUUGCAACGAAUCUAUCCUAGCAUUGAUUCACAAGCUGUACGACUCACGGUACCAAUGCCUGGACACACGAUAUCGGCUAGUGAAGAGGCUGCCUUAGAAAGAGAUGUGUCUUUGAUAGAUGAUCUUGUUGCGAAUCACGACGUAGUGUUUCUGGCACUG
Messenger RNA from Strongylus vulgaris, 363 nucleotides. The record is from the annotation of a GenBank genome assembly. NCBI's taxonomy places the organism in Eukaryota, Metazoa, Nematoda, Chromadorea, Rhabditida, Strongylidae.